This is a messenger RNA of Astyanax mexicanus (Mexican tetra), 3361 nucleotides long. RefSeq names its product kelch-like family member 23 (gene klhl23). The transcript has 4 exons. Bases 304 to 1983 code for a protein of 559 amino acids. NCBI's taxonomy places the organism in Eukaryota, Metazoa, Chordata, Actinopteri, Characiformes, Acestrorhamphidae. Gene Ontology annotation, molecular function: protein binding. The record is from RefSeq and is a predicted model, not a curated record.
UGAGCGCAGUCACAGUUCUUUAGGAAAAGAUUUAUAGUGUGUAGUGUUUAUGUAGCUCCACAGCUCACGUUUGCUUUGAGAAUGCGGUCAGCUGGAGCUGACAUUAUCUGUGAGCCUGAGUGGAAUCAGCAGCGCCUCUCCAACUAUACACAGUGACCAAAAUAGGAGGGCAGCACUGGGGCUGAACUGAAGGGGCCAUAUGUCUCCUCUAUCCCAGACAGAGACACAUCUGAGGAACACUGGCCAUGAAUCACACCGUGCUCUCGUCUCAAUAGGAUAUUUGCUUCCACAACACUUGGAAUCAUGUCAGCUAAGGAUCUCGAAAGUUACACCUAUGACUUCCUUGAUAGCUCCCAUCCAUCUGAUAUGCUGGAUGCCCUUCAGGAGUUCUACACUAGUGGCCUUUUCACCGACAUCACCCUGUGCUGCUCUACAGGACAGAUGUUUCACUGUCACAAGGCUGUGCUGUCCGCCCGUAGUGCCUACUUCAAGGUAAUGUUCACUUUAGACAUGAGAGAACGCUCAAAUGGCAUCAUCAGACUGGCUGGAGUGGACAGAGAUGUUCUGAGCGCUUUGGUGAACUAUGUCUAUACCUCAAAAGUGAGCAUCACGCAAGCCAACGUGCAAAGCCUUCUGGAGGCAGCUGACCUCCUUCAGUUUAGCUCAGUGAAAAAAGCCUGUGAGGACUUCUUGAUGCGGAUGCUGAAUGUUGAUAACUGUCUCGGUAUGCACUCUUUUGCUGAGCUCCAUGUCUGUCCUCUGCUGGAACACGAGGCUCUGAGGAUUAUACUUGGUAGAUUUGAAGAGCUCAUACAUCAAGAGGAGUUUCUGGGACUAGAACCCAAAAAGCUAAUGGCUAUAUUGUCUGCUGAGAACCUCAACGUGUGGAAGGAGGACACCCUCCUAGAAGCUGUUGUGAAGUGGGCGACCUUUGACACAGAUUCUCGAAGAGACUGUGUUCAGGACCUGUUGCACUGCAUUCAGCUUGAGGUGGAUGACAUGUACCUCAGAACUGCCUUAGAGGUUCACAAAGUGUGCAAUGAAAAUAAGCUACGAUCUGUUAUUGCUCAGUCUAUGAAAUCUUGUGGGAAAGACUUAUCUCUAUCUUGUAAAAAGGCCUCAUCAAGCAUCUAUAUCAUAGGAGGAUAUUAUUGGCAUCCACUGUCAGAAACUCACAUAUGGGAUCCCAUCUCCAACACAUGGGCACAGGGGAAAGACUUACCAGACUAUACAAGAGAGAGCUACGGUGUCGCACACCUCGGUGCCAACAUCUACAUCACAGGGGGUUACAGGACAGAGACAGUAGAUGCACUGGAUACAGUGUGGAUUUACAAUAUUGACAGUGAUGAGUGGACAGAAGGAUGUCCUAUGAUCACUGCCAGAUACUACCACUGCUCUGUGCCUUUACACGGAUGUAUAUACGCCAUAGGUGGAUACAGGGGAGGCGCCCCGGCUCCUGAGACCGAGUUCUAUGAUCCUUUGAAGAAGAAAUGGUUUCCUGUGGCAGAUAUGAUACAAGGUGUUGGAAAUGCAACUGCAUGUGUGGUGCAAGACCGAAUCUAUGUGACUGGAGGCCAUUAUGGGUACAGGGGAACCUUAACCUAUGACAAAAUACAGACAUAUAGAGCUGACAUCAAUGAGUGGAGCAUUACAACAACAAGUCCUCAUCCAGAGUAUGGGCUUUGCUCAGUGUCACUAAACAACAAGCUCUUUUUGGUUGGCGGUCAGACCACCAUCACAGACUGCUACAACCCAGACAAGGAUGAAUGGAGGCAGCUGGCUGUGAUGAAGGAAAGAAGGAUGGAGUGUGGAGCCGCUGUUUUGAACGGGUGCAUCUAUGUAACAGGUGGCUAUUCUUACUCAAAGGGUACCUAUCUCCAGAGCAUAGAGCGCUAUGAUCCUGAGCUGGACUGCUGGGAAAUAGUGGGCAACCUACCUUCUGCAACUCGCUCACACGGCUGUGUUUGUAUGUUCAGUGUGUAGAGUUUGUUUGCAUAUGGUAUUCUCAGGUGGGUAAAAAUGGAACUUUAUUAUGGUCACACACAAAACCCUUGUAUUUCCAAAUGGUCAGCUUCACAGGAUAAAUGCAUUUUAAGCUUUACUACUGGUCUGUAACCAAAACGUGAAGAGUAACUUACAGAUUAUCAGUAUUUUGCCUUCUGAUAGUUACAUAUUUUCAUAUACUGUACAGUUUGUUAAAUGUAUGUUUCUUGUGUUUUUAUAUGAAAAUGCUUUUACUCAUAUGAAAGUUUGUUUUUCUUAAACUAUUUUUGGUAGCGGUUAAUGAACUUUGUUCAGGCUUCUUUACAUACCUCUGGUAAUUCUAUUUCCAAUAUGAUUCCUUGUGAAAAGAUGUAAGAUUAAGUUACACACUUGCAUCCUUGUCAAAAAGCUCCUUGAGCAUAUAUUUUGUCGAAGUGUCCAAACUCCCCUUUUUAUUAGUAUAUUCAGCUUCAUUCAGACAAGUAUGUUGACAGACACUCUGUAGCAUACCCAGCUUGUAUAGUGCACUGCCAAAUCUCUCUCUUACAUAUCUUCCAUAUUCCAUGUGGUAAAAUCAAGGAAACCCAUCAUUUUUAAGUAGUCUCUUAUUUUUUCCAAAGCUGUAUAUUAAACCUCAACAAAUAUUUUAUUACUGAAAAGUACAAUCGCUUACAUUGCACUGAACUUGAAUAAAAAUGUGAUUAUUGUUAUAUUUAAGUUUAAAAACACAUUUAUUAGCAGAUUGUUGAAGUUGACUUUGAUCAACAGCACUCGGAAAAGCUCUGAUAGCACAACAGGGUGCUGACUUUAUUUUAUUAAAUACCUGCAAAAUGAAUUGAAGUUGUGUUUGUGAUCCAGAAAAAAAUAUUUUGACAAGAUUCUUGACCUCACUAACGCUUUUGUGGUUGAAUAUAUUCAGAUCCCUACAAUUAUGUUGCAGCAUUAAGUGUUAUGUCCUUCGCAAACAAGCAGAGGCUUUUACUGCAUCAAAUGAUGGACAAACACUCUGUCAAUACCUUUGAUUAAAAAAAAAUAACACUCACUAAACAAUGUUUGGACGUGUGUUAAUUUUUUUUUUCCAAUUUCAGUAUUACUUGGGGGAUCUGGGCUAAAAGGCUGCUAAGGCUGUGUUAUGAUAGAAAUGAUUUCAGUCAAAAAUGUUUAAUGAAUCAUCUUGUAACCACUAAUCUAUUUUAAUCAGAUUCUACUGUGAUAUCCAAAGGGCCAAUGUGAAUUCAGACAGACUGACUAUAUGACUGUUUUUUACCUCGUGUUUUAUAGAGCCUAUACACAUUUUGCAUAUGUUUUUGAGUGUAUUUAUGGUGUUUAUAUAAAAAGUGUUUACAAUAAAAUUAUUCCUUACUCUGUUAAUGUUCAA